Molecule: messenger RNA, 2553 nt
Organism: Austrofundulus limnaeus
Lineage: Eukaryota; Metazoa; Chordata; Actinopteri; Cyprinodontiformes; Rivulidae
Gene: klhl12
Product: kelch-like family member 12
Molecular function (GO): protein binding
Source: RefSeq, a predicted model, not a curated record
UGGUGGAAAAAGUAUUCAGAUCUUUCCACGGUUCUUGUGGUGGUCUGAGGUCCUUGACAGAUUCUCAAGGCGUCAUGGCUCCAAAAGACAUCAUGACGAAUUCCCACGCCAAAUCCAUUCUCAACGCCAUGAACUCGCUUCGCAAGAGUAACACGCUCUGCGACAUCACUCUGAGGGUGGACAACACAGACUUCCCAGCUCACCGGAUUGUCUUGGCAGCCUGCAGUGACUAUUUCUGUGCCAUGUUCACCAGUGAGCUGGCAGAAAAGGGGAAAUCUUUCGUCGACAUUCAAGGCUUAACUGCAGCAACAAUGGAGAUCUUGUUGGACUUUGUCUACACAGAGACUGUGCUCGUCACCGUGGAAAACGUACAGGAACUGCUCCCCGCUGCGUGCUUGCUGCAGCUCAAAGGGGUGAAGCGAGCGUGCUGUGACUUCCUGGAGAGCCAGCUCGAUCCCUCCAACUGCCUUGGCAUUCGUGACUUUGCCGAAACUCAUAACUGCCUGGACCUGAUGCAGGCCGCCGAGCUCUUUUCCCAGAAACAUUUCUCUGAGGUGGUUCAACACGAAGAGUUCAUGCUGCUGAGCCAAACUGAAGUUGAAAAGCUUAUAAAAUGUGAUGAAAUUCAGGUGGACUCUGAGGAGCCUGUGUUUGAGGCUGUAUUAAACUGGGUUAAACACAACCGAAAAGAGCGGGAGCCCUAUCUGCCAGACAUGCUCGAGUUUGUUCGAAUGCCACUCCUUACCCCCCGCUACAUUACAGAUGUCAUCGACGCUGAGCCUCUCAUUCGGUGUAGCCUGCCUUGUCGAGACCUAGUUGAUGAAGCCAAAAAAUUCCACUUAAGACCAGAGCUGCGGAGUGAAAUGCAGGGCCCUCGCACACAAGCCAGAUUAGGUGCCAAAGAAGUCCUGCUGGUUAUUGGCGGGUUUGGUAGCCAGCAGUCACCGAUCGACAUAGUUGAGAAAUAUGAUCCCAAAACUCAGGAAUGGAGCUUUCUACCUAAUAUCGCACGGAAAAGACGCUACGUGGCCACGGUGUCUCUGCACGAUCGGGUUUACGUGAUCGGAGGCUACGACGGCCGAUCGAGGCUCAGCUCCGUGGAGUGCCUAGACUACACAGCAGAUGAAGACGGUGUUUGGUACACCGUGGCCACUAUGAAUGUACGGCGUGGACUCGCUGGAGCCACGACACUCGGAGACAUGAUCUAUGUUGCCGGCGGAUUCGAUGGCAGCAGGCGUCACACAAGCAUGGAGCGUUAUGAUCCCAACAUCGACCAGUGGAGCAUGCUGGGAGAUAUGCAGACAGCAAGAGAGGGAGCUGGUCUGGUGGUGGCAAGUGGGCUGAUAUACUGUCUAGGUGGGUAUGACGGCCUAAAUAUCUUGAAUUCAGUAGAGCGGUAUGACCCCCACACAGGACACUGGACCAGUGUGACGCCCAUGGCUACAAAGCGUUCAGGGGCUGGUGUGGCUUUACUCAAUGACCACAUUUAUGUUGUGGGAGGGUUUGAUGGCGUUUCACACCUGGACUCGGUGGAAGUGUACAACAUCAGAACAGACUACUGGACCACUGUAGCUAGUAUGACAACCCCUCGGUGUUAUGUAGGAGCAACUGUACUUCGAGGACGACUCUACGCCAUCGCAGGGUACGAYGGGAACUCUCUCCUCAGCAGCAUUGAAUGUUACGACCCGGUCAUCGACUCCUGGGAGGUCGUCACGUCGAUGGCGACCCAGAGGUGCGACGCAGGCGUGUGCGUCCUGCGAGAAAAGUGAUGCUCUGCUGGAGCGAACAGCAGGAGGACAGGCAGCUAGACCUUUGCUAAAACGAUGCUGAAACAAAACCACAAAGGAAGAUGUUUGUGUGCCAGUAUGCAAAUAGAUACUUUAAAAAAAAAUGCGCCAGUUUGGGCUUCACCCUUCAUCAGUCGGACUGCGCUACAGAGAUUCAGCCUCGCCACGGUAAACUGCACUUCACUUCCAAGGAGCCCAUCACCACCUGCAUGACUCUUCGGCGGUGUCUGUUGUUACCUGUGAGAUUAUUUUUUCAGUUUGUCUUCAAAGUGCAAUAUAUUUUUACUCAUCAGAAGAAAACACGGAGCAGAUUUAGACUCCAGUUGCUGCUACCUUGCCUUAUGACUUUGGCCUACAUCAAACAGUGAACAUUCAUGUUGCCUCCCAUUUGAAUGAUGGUUACACUACAUGUGCUUAGUCCAGAGUCACCUGAUCUGCAGACGCAUAAGCAGGUCAGCGACUCAGCUCCUUUUUCUAAGUCAUUCUGUAAAUGGUAUUUUUAGACUGAAAUCACUUUCACAUGAAAGAUUUAAUACUAAUUCUUUAACUUUCAAGAACAUAAUUGUUUAAAAAAAAACAACUGAAAUCUACAACUUGAAUGUUUUUGUUUUUCAUUUGGGUGAAAUUGAGAAAUCAUUAAAAAUCCAAUGCAUGUGAUUUAUUUUUUCUCUCCCCUCAGCAUUUAGAUCUGGACGUGUAGGAUAAAAGUCACUAUAGGAUAACAUCACUGUUGUCUGAGAGGUCAAUAAAAAGCUCUGAGAAAUGA